UGUGUUUGUUCUUAGCCACCGCUCGCCCGCCUCUCUCCUCCUUGUGCUGUUUCUCGGCUUCUGCAGAGUAGCAUUGUCGUGCGUCUCUAUUCCCAGGACGCAUUGACAGCAAGCAUACUACUGCCAAGCAGCAGCAGACAGCACCAAACAAGCCGAGAAGGUGUAGUUGUGGUGACUGCAAACGAGCGUGUGCUCAGCGGGCAAAGACAACGGCCCGCUGGCCUCCUGCUGUUAAGUGUUGUACUACUUUAAGUUGUGUUAUUUUGUUGUAACAGGGGUCAGCACUCCUAUUUAACCGUUCUCCAACGAAGCGUCCAGGCACCAAGGAAUUGAGAAUAAAUUGUCACUCCUUUUGACGUGUAGUUCGUUUGGCUCGCCUUUACCAGUGUCCGUAUUUGUGGCUUGGGUUGUGAGAGUUACAUUACAUUAGUGGGUCCUGCCUCUGUCUUACGCUGCCACCGUGCCCCGUCCAGCUAGACAGAUCGGGACUCGACUAGACUACAUGGCAGGGUACAGGUUUCUGGCACAAUGGGUUAUUUGUUGCUGCUGACACUCGUAUGGGAAUAUAGCUCUUUUACGAGAGUGAUUAAUUGGCACGGUUAGCUUGUUGACAAUGUGUAAGCAAAUCAAGUUAGUGCAAGCCAUGAACUAGGGGUAUACCUAAUAAGCGAAACCAAUAAUUCUAGACUGCAAACAUGUGUAUACAACUGUCGAUUAUUGUCCGCUAGUCAUCUCAUCUUUGCCCCGUCUUGCUGUAAACCUAUUUGCUUCGUGUGGGUACAACACACGACGUCAAGACAUGCCGCUGUUGUUUGUUGCUGUUCCAUGCAGCAACGACGACCUUCGACAACAACAGCAACUACUAUUACAAGAACAACAAGGGUGCCAUUAUCAUCAACAUCGUCGUCACUGCCGGCAGCAGUGUGACUGUCAACUACAGCUGCAGUAUAUGCUAUACCAACUACGACAGCAAAACGAUCAAAUUCCGAACUUGACGCCAAACAUCCGAUCGGUAUCAAGACCGCGUGCACAGAUUUAUUAUAGAAGAACGCGCGCUGCCGUUUCUAAUCUAUAGCUGUCUCCGAGCAUCGACCUGCGAGUGACAACGCGGCGUCCGAUAGGCAGGAUACAGGCAAACAGCGACGCAAGAACUUCGCCAGUCCGCGGUGGCGGUACAGUGCUUGGGCACAGGGAACAACAGGGGCGGAAUAAAGAGGCACGCGGUUGUUUACUGUCAGUGCUGCCUCUAGGAAGGCGAAAACUCAUCGUUAGUUGUAAGGUGUAGAUCGCCAAGGACAGUGAAUUCCUUGACGCAGGAGGUGGGGGUUAGAGGCAAAUUUGGGUUCUCGUUUUUUGUUGCUUCUCCCGUCGCUCCGGCUGCUGCUACUGCUGCGGCGCGUACGGCAAAAUGGUUGUACGGGUGUGCAUUGACGCGCAGCACUCGCCGUUUGUCACGUCGUUAGCAUUCCCGCAGGGUAUAGCACCCGGGGAAAAUAUCGAACUCUACAUUGGAACAUGGGACCUUCCAGAAAGUCCACCACCGAAGGCAAAUACAAUCGUCGUUGACCCGUUAACCAAAGUUGUUCAUGUCGCGCGCAAACUUGACACCGUUGGAAAACGCAAGGCGGCGGGGGCGGAUCCCUCAGGGCCUGAAGGCGCCCGAAAGAAAUUACUGUUGUCGCAAAAGGGGCUUCGCCCGGGGAUGAAUAGCUUAGCCGGGCACGCAGGUAAACCUGGGACAGGAAACAGCACAAAUUCAGUCGGAAUGGGAAGAAACAAGUGUGGAGAAUGUGGACAGGUCUUUGAUAGUAUCAAAGAAAUCUCGUUGCAUAUGCAGCGACAUCUAGCAGAAAAAGUUCCUCAUGAGAAAAACUCUGUAGUCACGCUGACGCACAGACCUAAGGAUGGCAGCCUACCGUCGAAGGCAACCAUUACCCAGGAUCCGAACUGUCGUAACCGUGUUGAGGUAUCUAUUCCUCUGGCGGCUGCUGAAACAUUUUUGCAAACAGUGUUGGAUCAAGCGCAACAAAUUUUAUUGAAGCACACCCGACCUACGGCAGGAGGGACCCUUGAGGUCCGUAAAACCGAUAGGUACAAGGAAGGCGACACGAAUCGGUCAAUCAUCCUUGAGGCUUUGGAACAGGAAAGCGAAGGCUUCCGUGAGAAAAGUAUUAUGCCGAGCAAAUACCAUAACAUGACUGACACGCAGUUAGCUCAAAUUGAGCUAUUUUAUACAAAAUCUCUCUAUGAAAGAGGACUCAUAGAGCUGCGUUCGGAGGUUCAACAGUGCCAGCAGUUGGUGGUGCCAGCAAUGGGUGGACACGAGGAGAAAAAGGAGUUUCUCGAUGUAUUGGAUCUCCGCGACAAAGCCGUAGUAGUUGAAGCCAAUCAGGAAAACGAUUGUCACACACUGGCGCCAGACCAUUCUGAUGAAAGUGGAGCUACAGACGACGAAACUCUGGAUAUAGAGAAUCAAGAACACAGUGAUUUAACUGUUCCCCAAUGCCAUCGCUGUUCUCGAUCAUUUCUCGACCCUGCAACCUUUGCAUCGCAUGUAGCUCAGUGUAGAGUCCACUGCCGGCAACCAUGUCCAAAUUGCGGUCUUCCGUUCGCUUCCCGCCUUCAAAGAGAUCGCCAUAUGAGGGAAGCUCACGGUCUUGCCAGUGUAUGGCCAUGUCCCCAUUGCGAUGCAGGCCAUUUUUACACCGAGAAGGGUCGUGACUAUCACAUCUACAAACUACAUUCGACAACGCUGAGUGAAACGAACCGGAUAAAACUUGUAGAGAAGUAUGCCCAGCCAUGCGGUAUGUGUGAUUUUGUGUCGUGGAGUAAGAAAACUCUCCAGGUACAUCGGAGAUCGGAGCAUUUCGCUGUCGAGUGGUCAAUUCAUUGUCCGGCUUGCGCAUGCGGUAUGAAGGAUCGAGAGGAUCUGGAACGCCACGUUGAACAGAAACACGCUCAAGACCCUAACUGGUACAUUUGCCUAAGCUGUUUACGAGCGAUUUCACGGUUAGGAGACGAUGGCGCUGCCGCCAUAGCUCAUCGCAGCCUCCAUGAACAAAACAAUGGGGAGCUCUGCCAGCAAUGCGGAAAGCUCUUUGAGAAUGCGGAUUCGCUCACUUUUCAUCAACUCAAAGCCCACCAGGGUCCGUUAAAGGACCACCAUUGUGGUGUUUGUGAUCUUCCUCAACGUGACUAUCGACACCUAGUUUUCCAUAUGAAUGCUCAUCAUAAAAGAGGGACUUCACCGUCACUCGACGACCCUUCUACUGAAAAUCACAUUACCCGGGGUGCACACUGUUCAGGCACAAUUGGCACUUCUUCAAAGAGGCCCUCCUCGUUCAUUUGCAGAGACUGUAAUCGCUCAUAUGAGGCGAAAUCACAAUUGAUUGCUCAUCAGGUCUGGGUCCAUCAAAGAUGUGAAGACGACCGCUAUCCGUGCCCGUUCUGUGGAAAGCCUUUUACUAAGCAAUCUUAUUUGGCACUACAUUUACGGAGACACGUUGAUGAAAGGCCGUAUCGAUGUGAACAUUGCGGUAAAUCUUUUGCACAUCUCGCUUCACUCAAGGGUCACGUUACAAUGAAGCACACCAAAGACUUUCGGUUUCGGUGCCCAAUUUGUGAUAAGGGAUUUGUAAGUCGGGUAAAGACUUUGCACCACCUCGAACAGGCUCAUCAUUAUUCAGCUGUAGCGGCGCGCAUGGCCAUGGGUGAAGGCCAGGAGCAGGACGGCAAAAACGCCGUCUUUGACGAGAUUGAAGUUGAACAUUCUUUCGAUGAACCUAAAACUACUCUAGAUGACAACGAUAUCCCUUUAACAAAAGCCACGGCGCAAUUUUUAGAGGAGGAAAACGGUAGCUAUUCGGACUUUCGAACCAUUACAGCAGAACGACAUGAUGAAAUUAGGAAGGAAAACCAGUGCUUCCCGCGUUCUUCUCUCCAACAUUAUGGCAGACGUCCCGAAAAUGUUCUAAGUAUGGUGUCAAAAGUACCCUGUCUUCACGAUUAUCAUUUCAUCGAGCAAGUGGGUCGCGAUCAGGACAAAGCACACGAAUUUAUGGCCACAAAGGAGACUUCGACGGAUACGGUACCGUCUAGUGCAAUUGUCUCAAUUGAGGAUGGUCCAGAAAAUUGCAGAAACGAUGUUGGACCUAAUGGUCCAGUAGAAAUUUCGGAGCGCGGCAAAGACGUUAAUACACCUUCCGAAGGUGAAGUUAUAUUAAACCAUGCCGACGGAUCACAGUCUUUGGUUCGAUUACAGCCUGGGCAACAAUUGUUACUUGAGGAUGAGAAUGGAGUCAAACAGGUAAUUGACUAUAAUGAUGUUGUUGCGUCUGCUGCCACACACGUCUGUAGCCACGGACCUCAAGUCGGAGGUACAAUAGAAAGCGUCAACGCCAGGUUUCCUGUUUCAGUUCAUGUACAAAGCGAUAACCCGCAAUAAGCACAGUCUGCUGGAACGUACCAAAGAUGGUAUUAACAGGCACGAAGACAACCUUAGUCAAUCUCGUGCAUUAUGUUUAAGCUAAUAUAAUGAAACCUAUGAAUAAUGAAUGACAAACAGUUUAAAGUCGAACGUAUAGUAUAUGCUCAAUCCUGUCGCAACCAAUUUGUUAACGAAGUUCUUUUUCUGCUACUGAAUCUUGGCGGCUCCUUCGUCACCAAGAUAUAAGCCACCAAUAAGAAGUGCUUGUUGUUUGGACAAAUACGUAUGACUAUAGUAAAUAUACUAAGCUUUCAAACUUAUUUUAACGUGAGCUAGAUAAGGCACUUAGUUGUUAAGCAUACAUGUAGCUUACAGAAGUGUAUGAGAUCAGUGGAUGCAGGAACAAAAAGUAUUGCUCUCAAAUGUAAUUUUACAUUACAAAACGAAAGAAAUAAACUUGAAGCAUACUCCGUGAUCCUUCAGGAAACGAUAUAUUAAAGCGUCUUAGUUCACUUUUCUGUGCAUUACGUAUAAAAAUGAUAAGCAUACCUGCAACUCAUAAUAGUAAUUUAUGUGACAGUGUUCGCCUGCUAGUGACCAAAUAUUUUGUAUUUACCAUUUUGUAUUUAACAAAUAGUUUCGAACCCCGUCAUAGACACGUUUCAUUUCGUGCUUGGAAUCAGCCGUCUGAUGGAAUGGCUAACGGCGAUAGUAAACGUGAAAUUCGAAACAUAGAGGUCCACUGAAAGAUACAUUUGACAUGUCACGCUUUUGCCCCGCAACGGAAUAUUAUUCAAUCACAUCAUUCACUGAAUGAAAAUGCAUUUAAAAAAUGUAUAAUUGCGAGAUAGACCAAAAAUGACUUGCUUUUUCGUGUAGUGAACAUAUUAAAGUGGUUAUGUAAGUCGCGUGUUUGGUCUCUUAUGAUUUUUGUAGACUAUUAGUAGAUCGUAAACGAAAAACUGUAACAAGCAAAGUCACGUAUUGACAAAGUUAUACAUUGUAUAUGAAGAGCGAAUUAUCCGUUAGAUCUUGUUUCUUAAUAAAGAUGACUUAUACCUUCUAAAGAAAUUGAAUAAAAUCUUAAUGUAAAGCUCUCCAUAUUUUGGGGUAGAUGGUCCAUAUAUUUUUAAAAUCCCUUUUUUAUCUCAGUACUCAUAUUUUACAACUUCCUUGUUUUUGCUUAUCUCUCUCCUUUCGAGGCGCGCGAAGCUUUGUUUGUUCUCUUUAGGAACUACAGCUAAAUUCAGUGAAAACAACUUAAUUGAAUAUAUUAAUGAGCCGAGAUAAUUGGCGGGGUCUCAUACCUCGCUUGAUUGCCCAAACAAAUAACAUAGGAGUGACAUAUAUAUUUCAUAUUCCAGCUAGUACACGAAUUGGCUUCAAGUCUAUUAGCCGGAUAAAACAAAAUCGAUGUCCAUUUUGAGGCACAAUUAAAUGCCGGAAUGUAUCCGAGAGAGUAUUUAUAUUAACCCGUAACGGCGGUAUGGCUGCUGCGGACAGUCAUGAAACCGGUACGUUGUUGAAAUACUUUGAUGUGUACAGGUAUAACCAACCGAACGAGGCUGCUUUCAAUCCACCUAUGCAGAUUAAUGCAUACCUUAAUAAGAUCAAGUUUACCUUUGGGGAUUUCGAGGGACUGAGCACAGCGAGUUUAAUCUUAUGCCAGAUGAAUUAACAAUUCUUCCAAAAAAGCUGUGUGUUUAAUCACAGUAACUUUGACUAUUAGGCCUGCUCGUUUUUUGGUGUUAGAAUAGUUCCCUCAUUACUUAGACAAUCGAUGGCAACGGCUGAUCAUGAAAAAGACCACGCGUUCGUCACUAGAAAACUGCAUACCUCAUGCGAAGAGCUGCGCACCUUCUUCAUGAUACCAAAAGAUGAUCAUUCAUAGUAUGUUUUUCGCCAACAUCAAAGGAAUCGUUUGAUAGUUUCCAGUAGAGAUUCAGCUUCUGAAAAAAGUUUGGGAGCUCCCAAAACACGACACUUAGAGGUAUGGAAUGGCUAGUCAUUCGCAUGGAAUCGCCUGGAACGUCUGCACAUAGUGCACCCAAAUUACUUGUGCGCAUGUGUCGAGCUUAACUAUCACAUUAUUUUUGAAAAGGCAGCACUUCUAGGAAUUAAAAUUAGGACCGGUUGUACCUCAACAGUCAGACCUUCGGGGUCAAACCUCAGUACUUUGUCUGACCGAGCCGCUUGUGCUUCCGAGUUUUCUCAGAUUUCGCGUUAGGAUUUUUUCUGUAUGUAAUUUUUUUGGUUUGAAACUUAGACGCGUGUCUUUGGCGACUAGACGUUACCUUUAAGGUUUACUCCAGUAAUCUUAAAACGUAUUUGAACGAUUAAGAAAAGUAAAGAUCUACAGAAAGUUCAGAAAGCGUUUCUACUUGGUGUGUGGCAAAUUAAUUCUUGGCAGAUUAAUUAAAUCCAGUCGGGAAAUCGCUGCUUUAGAGCCUACGUACUUAGAUCAUUUAUAAAGACUUCGGAGCUGCGUUUGAUAAGCGGAAAAAUUCCGAAACGAUAUUGCUGAUGUGAGUGCCUCCCGCAUCAGUUAUUCAUUAUCGGAGGGCAACUAGUGCAAGAGGAGGUUCCCAAAAGGCCUUUUGGUUACAAUUAAAUGGAAAGAUUGUCCAUAUGUGUGGAUGGUCUUUUAGUAGAGAGAUAUUAUGUCACUUCAAUGCGUGGUAAUCCGUUUCUCCGCGGUGCAACAUUUUCUAUUGAACUCAAACGUGAUGUUGUGAGAGUUGUAGCUUCGAGUAAGAUUUUAUAUAUAUAUAAAAUCUUACUCGAAGUUAUAAAUUUUAUGACUUUUACACACUUCGACAGGCUAAUCUUUUUAUGUGGUGGCUACCGAUAUCGUAAAUUAUUCAUUUAUUUAGCGUUUGACCUGCUCUAUAUGUAAGCAAGGUACCUGUAUUAUAUCAUAUAGCGCCCUUUUUAAUGAAAUAGCCCUUUGUAUCAUAUUAUUAGUCUAACAAUUUUAAUCCCCCUAGUUUAAGCGACAUUAAAUACUUGACGUCGUCAGAAACUAGAAAUAUAUAUAUAUAUAAAUGUAAAAGAUAAAAGAUAUGUAAAAAAUUUUACAUAUAUAUAAAGUGAUGAGGUGAUAUUUCACUUGAUGAUCCACUAUGAUAACCUAUUACAUUUUCCUAAAACUGAAUUGCAUCACGACAAACCCUCGCAUUCAUUUUAUUAUGUACAUUGAAGUAUCACUUGCGAUACCUAAUCAUAUGUUCUCAAAGACGUUGGAGACCAAACCAAGCUAGUGUUAUUGUAGUUAUCCCGUCGACAUACAUCGAAAUCAGUAGGUAGUACAUUUCUAAGAAAAAUUUCAAUAAAGGCAUAGGAAACAACUAAGGCAGAGCUCGAAGUUUAUUCUAUAGAUCUGAUAUAUAAUCUUGCGUAUAAUACAGUGUAUUAUGUAAUAAAACCUAUAUUAUAUAAUAAAGAUAUUGAUGCUCAAUUACUGUCGCCGUAUUAAAUUUUUCUUAAGUCCCCAAAUUAGUUUAUAAUGGCGUAAUCGCUUGUCUCAUUAUGCAAAACACAGGCUGACACACAGAACUCAAUUGUUUCUGUAGUAAUCAUACGGUUCUACGAGUGUGCGUAGUCGAUGUUAAGUUCGAAGUUCGUUCGGAUUUUCUUCUCGCAGCGCUGUUCACUGCUUCGACCAGCUAAACUCCGCGAGGCCUCCUUCCAUUCUAGGAGUAUGUUCAGCUUAACGAAGCAAAGAUAAACUGCCGAGAAAUCUUCGCGUUGGGCGACGUAGACAGGGCCCCUAUUUGACCGUUGGGCAUCUAUUUUGCUGUUACGUUCUCCGGGUGUCGCGCUUGCUUGUUGCCGAUAGGCCCGCAUAGAAAAUAAACCCAACAUUGCUUAUCCCCUGGCUAUUGAUGCGACUGGUUUCCUCCAACGAGAAGAUCUCAUUAACCGGUGCUUUCAGCGAAAGCAAGUCAACAGAAACCGAACGUAGCCUUUCGAAAAGGGCUUUCUCUAGAAUAGCGUUCUGUGCAUCGCGUUGUAUAGAAGGGAAGCUAGGCGGAUUUUCUUUUUGGAGAGAAAAAAGCGACCAGCAACACAGUCUCUGUAUUGAGCGACUACCUUCUGUCUCCUUGUCAACAACAAUAAUAUUCACUGUCGACUUGUCGCCAGCCUGCCAGUAACUACCCUUGAUGCUUGUAUCAAUACAGUAGUAUCAAUACCUUUUUCAUUAGUGAAAAGAGCCGAACUUUUCUAGUAAACACGAAGGACAGCAAUUCGUUCUAGUUCAGUUGGUUUAACAAUGCAGUACAAGGCACAACUUAAGUGGGUUAGAAACAUUUGAUAUUAGUUUCUAGCGCAAAAUAACAUUGCCUACUCUUUACGCCUCUGGAGCAAAUUAGUAGGACUAUUCCUUGAGGAGGUUGCGUUUAAUAGUUUGUUAUUUAUACACGCAGGCAUCAGCAGGUUCAGCGUUAUUCCUGCGCUCCUUUUAAUUGACCUUUACCGGGCCAAACCUGAAUACAGUUAUAUGUCCUAAGGAUCAGGCGUUAACAAGCGUUAAAAAAACAGGAUCACCACUGCCACGCAUAUGCUUGCCUCUAGCACGCUUAAAAAAGGUACGUGCUACAUUCAGGACACAUGGA
Messenger RNA from Varroa destructor (honeybee mite), 9042 nucleotides. RefSeq lists its product as uncharacterized. Gene Ontology annotation, molecular function: RNA polymerase II cis-regulatory region sequence-specific DNA binding; DNA-binding transcription factor activity. The record is from RefSeq and is a predicted model, not a curated record. NCBI's taxonomy places the organism in Eukaryota, Metazoa, Arthropoda, Arachnida, Mesostigmata, Varroidae. Gene Ontology annotation, biological process: regulation of transcription by RNA polymerase II.